This is a messenger RNA of Myxocyprinus asiaticus (Chinese sucker), 7632 nucleotides long. RefSeq names its product E-selectin-like. The record is from RefSeq and is a predicted model, not a curated record. The coding region runs from base 138 to 3761 and encodes 1207 amino acids. The transcript is spliced from 24 exons. Gene Ontology annotation, cellular component: membrane; external side of plasma membrane. Gene Ontology annotation, biological process: leukocyte tethering or rolling; heterophilic cell-cell adhesion; negative regulation of complement activation, classical pathway. Lineage: Eukaryota; Metazoa; Chordata; Actinopteri; Cypriniformes; Catostomidae. Gene Ontology annotation, molecular function: sialic acid binding; oligosaccharide binding.
UAGAUUUCCACAACUGAGCAACCAUAUAAAUGCCCCAUUCCAAUGAUUCUCAGAUCAGAUUCCUAAAUUGAACAAUCAUAUUAAGAAACAACUAGAAAGACUAUCUUUGAAAGGAUCACAUCUGUGCAUCAAGAACAAUGGGCUUUUGCAACAACAUACCAUUACACGGAGCCAAAUUUUUGCGGUUUUUUGCCUCACUUGUUCUUAUUUCUUCAGUGCUUAACAUGUGGAGAAGCACUGAAGGCUGGUCAUACCAUCACUCAGAGAAAAUAAUGAACUGGGAACGUGCCAGAAACUGGUGCAGGCAGCACUACACAGACAUGGUGGCCAUCCAGAAUAAAGAGGAGAGUUCUCAUCUAAACAACUUCCUUCCAGUAGCCAAAACAGGAUAUUACUGGAUAGGGAUUCGUAAAAUUAAUGGCAACUGGACCUGGGUGGGAACCAAUAAGCAGCUUUCCCAGAAAGCUGAGAACUGGGCAACGAAUGAGCCCAACAACGGAGGAAAUAAUGAAGACUGUGUGGAAAUAUACAUUAAAAGAAAGGUUGAUGCGGGCAAAUGGAAUGAUAUGUCCUGCGCAAAGGAAAAUACUGCACUCUGCUACACUGUGUCCUGCAAAGAUGACUCCUGCAUCAGUGGUCAUGGAGAGUGUGUGGAGACCAUAAACAACCACACAUGUUCAUGCUUUGAGGGAUUCUAUGGAGAAAGGUGUGAGCAUGUUGUGAAAUGUAAACCAGAGGACAUCACCACACCAGAUCAUGCCAGUAUCCAGUGCUCACAUCCUUAUGGAAAUUUCUCAUAUGACUCUAAAUGUGAAUACUCCUGUGAGGAGGGUUAUAAAGUAAAGGGUUACGGUAUGACAAGAUGCACUUCUACCAAAGAGUGGUCAAGCAAACCACCGACCUGUGAACUUGUCCAAUGUCCAGAACUGAAAGAUCCACAGGAAGGCUCUAUGCAAUGUCACCAUCCCAUGGGCAACUUCAGCUACCAAUCCACUUGUGAGUUUGUAUGUGAAGAAGGAUACAAAUUAGGAGACUCCAGCUCUUCUACACUCUUCUGUGGGGCCAGUGGACACUGGAAUGAUUCACAGCCCUAUUGUGAAAUUGUAAAAUGCAAACCUGAGGACAUCACCACACCACAUCAUGGCAGUGUCCAGUGCUCUCAUUCUAAUGGAAAUUUCUCAUAUGACUCUCAUUGUGAAUACUCCUGUGAAGAGGGUUAUAAUGUAAAGGGUUCCGGUACGACAAGUUGCACUUCUACCAAAGAGUGGUCAAGCAAACCACCGACCUGUGAACUUGUCCAAUGUCCAGAGUUGACAGAGCCACAGGAAGGAACUAUGCAAUGUCAUCAUCCCAUGGGCAACUUCAGCUACCAAUCCACUUGUGACUUUGUAUGUGAUGAAGGAUACACCUUAGGAGAGUCUAGCACAUCUACACUGUUCUGUGGGGCCAGUGGACACUGGAAUGAUUCACAAUCCAACUGUGAAAUUGUUCAAUGUCCAGAGCUGACAAAGCCACAGGAAGGCACUAUGCAAUGUCACCAUCCCAUGGGCAACUUCAGCUACCAAUCCACCUGUGAGUUUGUAUGUGAAAAAGGAUACACAUUAGGAGACUCCAGCUCUUCUACACUCUUCUGUGGGGCCAGUGGACACUGGAAUGAUUCACAGCCCUAUUGUGAAAUUGUAAAAUGCAAACCUGAGGACAUCACCACACCACAUCAUGGCAGUGUCCAGUGCUCUCAUCCUAAUGGAAAUUUCUCAUAUGACUCUCAAUGUGAAUACUCCUGUGAAGAGGGUUAUAAUGUAAAGGGUUCCGGUACAACAAGUUGCACUUCUACCAAAGAGUGGUCAAGCAAACCACCGACCUGUGAACUUGUCCAAUGUCCAGAGCUGACAGAGCCACAGGAAGGCACUAUACAAUGUCACCAUCCCAUGGGCAACUUCAGCUACCAAUCCACUUGUGACUUUGUAUGUGACGAAGGAUACACCUUAGGAGAGUCUAGCACAUCUACACUGUUCUGUGGGGCCAAUGGACACUGGAAUGAUUCACAAUCCAACUGUGAAAUUGUUCAAUGUCCAGAGCUGACAAAGCCACAGGAAGGCACUAUGCAAUGUCACCAUCCCAUGGGCAACUUCAGCUACCAAUCCACCUGUGAGUUUGUAUGUGAAGAAGGAUACACAUUAGGAGACUCCAGCUCUUAUACACUCUUCUGUGGGGCCAAUGGACACUGGAAUGAUUCACAGCCCUAUUGUGAAUUUGUAAAAUGCAAACCAGAGGACAUCACCACACCACAUCAUGGCAGUGUCCAGUGCUCUCAUCCUAAUGGAAAUUUUACAUAUGACUCUCAUUGUAAAUACUACUGUGAAGAGGGUUAUAAUGUAAAGGGUUCCGGUAUGACACGUUGCACUUCUACCAAAGAGUGGUCAAGCAAACCACCGACCUGUGAACUUGUCCAAUGUCCAGAGCUGACAGAGCCACAGGAAGGCACUAUGCAAUGUCACCAUCCCAUGGGCAACUUCAGCUACCAAUCCACUUGUGAGUUUGGAUGUGACGAAGGAUACACCUCAGGAGUCUCCAGCUCUUCUACACUCUUCUGUGGGGCCAGUGGACACUGGAAUGAUUCACAACCUCAUUGUGAAAUUGUAAAAUGCAAACCAGAGGACAUCACCACACCACAUCAUGGCAGUGUCCAGUGCUCCCAUCCUAGUGGACAAUUCUCAUAUGACUCUCAGUGUGAAUACUCCUGUGAAGAGGGUUAUAAUGUAAAGGGAUCUACUAUGACAAGAUGCACUUCUACCAAAGAGUGGUCAAGCAAACCACCGACCUGUGAACUUGUCCAAUGUCCAGAGCUGACUGAGCCACUGGGAGGCACAAUGCAAUGCCACGAUCCUAAAGGCAACUUCAACUUUCAAUCCACCUGUGAGUUUGUAUGUAAAGAAGGAUACACAUUAAGAAACCCCGGCUCUUCUACACUAUUCUGUGGAAUCACGGGACGCUGGAAUGAUUCGCAACCGAACUGUGAAUUUGUAAAAUGCAAACCAGAGGACAUCACCACACCAGAUCAUGGCAGUGUCCAGUGCUCUCAUCCUAAAGGAAAUUUCUCAUAUGACUCUCAAUGUGAAUACACCUGUGAAGAGGGUUAUAAUGUAAAGGGUUCCAGUAUGACAACAUGCACUUCUACCACAGAAUGGUCAAGCAGACCACCGACCUGUGAACUUAUUCAGUGCCCGGUCCUUGAGAACCUAGCAGAUGGAGAGAUGAGGUGCACUUCAAACUUUAGUUAUGGAAGCAAGUGUAUCUUCAGUUGUGCAGAGGGAUACCGCCUCCAGGGGGGGUCAGAGAUCAGCUGUAUGAAAACCUCAGAGUGGAGUCAGGAAACACCUCGCUGUGAAGCUGUUGUCUGCCCACAAAUUCAGGAGCCAGUCAACGGCCACAUGAACUGCUCAUCUGCAGAACCCACCUUUGGCACUGUCUGCACUUUCAGCUGUCUUGAUAACCACCAACUUCAAAAUAAUGAGACAGUGUUGUGUAAUCACACUGGGAACUGGUCAGGGGAAGUGGCGGUGUGCCAAGCUCAUUCUGAGGCCUUAGUGACAGAGGUGACUCUUGGGGUUGCAGCUGCUGUCGGUAGCUCUAGUUUGUUAUUAGUCCUCUGGAUGCUAAAGAAAUUGAGGCGUAAUGCUAACAAGUUUGACCUAAACAGUAACUCAGAAACUGAGGAUCAUCCUCAGGUUUAUAAGAACAGUAUUGAUAGUCUCAUAUAGAGCAGGAAAGCACCAGAAUACACAAAGGACUCCACCAUUGCUGUAUUGUUGGACAUAGAAAUCUACUGUAUGUUAUUGCAUUUCCAAAUAGCGCACUUCACAAGAUCUUCAUUAGAGUCCCACACUGAUGGGCAUUAUCAGGCAACAAUUUUCACUGAAUGUGAUUUUUACUUCCCAAUGGAAGUGUUUAUUAUUUACUUAAUUGAGCAUAUUGUUCUUCAAUGUGUUGUGUGUACAUUUUCUUUUUUUAAUGUUAUUAAUAUAUACUAUUUUAUUGUACUUAUUUAUUUUAUUUUAAAACAGUGUUUGUCUAAUUAAACUAUUUAACACAAUAAACCUAAUACAUUUGGUAUUUCUUAAAGAACGGUGACUUCAAUGGUUUUUCAGUGCAAUUUUCACCUUUACACGAGUGCCUUAAAUUGCAGAAAUCCUCAAAAAACAAAAAACAAACAAACAUCAAUUGCCCUCAUCUGGAUGAUUUAGCAUCAACUCAACAUCAGUCUGAAAAGAACAUUAAAACAAUAGCAUCUUAAUUCACUUGAUCAUUCCAUUUAGAGACAGUUUUGCAGUUAGCAGUGUGUUUGAAUUUCAACACCUUAAUAAAAGACAGAAUAGCAGUGAUUGUACUACUCCUGUUUCUUUUCUCACCUAUGAGUUUGUAAACCCAUUAACAUUGUGAAUGCAGUGAAAGGUUUUGUUUAAAUAACCCAGGUCAUAUUCAUAUGGGUGCAUCCUGUGACUGUGCUUCCCAGAAGCUGUGUAUAAAUAAGUUUAUUCAUGUCCUGUAAGCUUUUUUUUAGUGUGUUCACUUUUUCCACCUCUUUUUUGUAACUUUUCCCUUGAUUAUUAUGAAUUAUCGCUUAGAGGUUGUAAUGCCUUAUUUACGUUCUUUUGAAAUAUACAAAAUAGGAUUCAUGUGGUCAUAAAGAUAUUUUUGAUUGUUUAACACAUGAUCAAUUAAAAUCUCUUUAUCAUCACAUGCAUUAUCUAUGUGUCAAAAUUUUAUUUGUUCUAAAGAUAUGAUUUUAUGGAAAGAUAAAAGAAAGUAUACUAGAUGACCAGCCAUUUCCAGAAAGUGCCCUUGUUUCUCAUGACGUUACAAAAUGUUUAUUCAUUCAAACCAGUGAUGAAACAUCCUGCAAUCCUGAUAUAUAUAUAUAUAUAUAUGCUGGAAAAACCCACCUCGCUAACAGCUUUCACAAUGAAAGAGAUUUUAUGGGAGAACAGAUUACUGAAAUGUAACUAGAGGUGCUAUAAAUACUAUUCAAGCGAAUACAAGUGAUUCAAUUGAAAGGAAACUUAAGAAGACCAUGGUAUGUAUCAGUUAUGAAUCUACAGUUUUAUCUUCAGCUUGCUAACAUAUAAGAUUCAAUUCAAACCUUGCAAAAAAGACUGUACUUGAAUACAUUUAUAUGGUUUAUAUAAGUGGCUAUUUUUAAUGUUCAGAUUGGAGGUGUUUUGAAGCUAAGAGCUACAUCUGUGCACAUUGCACUUUUGAUGAUGUAUCUUAGGGUGAUAUUGGGUAAGUGUUUGCUACAUUCAUCCUCUUCGAGAAAAAAAAAUGAUCUUGAAAAUCUCAUAUACUGCUAAAAAGGAUUAACUUCUAUUGUUAUGAACUUUUCACAUUUAACCACUGAUUAACUUUACAGUCUAUGUCGAAGGAUGGACUUACAGUUACUCAAAUAAAACAAUGACAUGGAAUGACACAAGAAAGUGGUGUCAAACAAAUUACACAGAUGUUGUGAUGAUCCACAGCGAAAAUGUAACAAGAUUCCUCAUAAAACAUUUGCCAAAAAGAGCCAGCUCUACCUACUGGAUUGGAAUCAAAAAGAUUGAUGGUAUUUGGACAUGGGUCGCCAAUGGACAGAUUGCUGACUAUCAACAUUGGGCAACAAAUGAGCCCAACAACGAAGAGUCUAAUGAAAACUGUGUGGAGUUGUACAUCAGCAGCUUAAACAAUAAUGGCAAGUGGAACGAUGAGAGUUGUGAAAAGAGUAAGCAUCCAGUAUGCCAAAAAGGUAAACAGAUGGACUGGCAAGGUGCAAAAAAGUGAUAUGUUAAGCCUUACAUGUUGCCUUUAUUUCCAGUUAAAGCACAUAUUUAUGUUACAGUAAUAGCCUUUACGAGUAUUGUGAAACCAUCUCAAAGACGUAAAUAUUGGGUGCUUAAAUGAGUUGUUCACUCAUAGUUCAUUCUGUCAUCAUUAACAUAACCCUCAUGUUGUUCCAAAUCCGUAUGCUGAUCUCUCUUCCGUAGAGCACAAAAGGAGAUUGUGUCGCCUCAGUUACCGUUCACAUUCAUUGUACGGAAAAAAGAUGCAACAAAAGUGAAUGGUGACUAACAUCUCAUACAGGUUUGAAACAACAUGAGAGUGAGUAAAUAAUGACAGAAUUUUCAUUUUUGGGUGAUUUAUCCCUUUAAAUUAUAUGAUUUUAAACAAGAAAGAAAAAUAGAAAAGCACAUAAAACUUUUUAUUUAUUUAUUUAAUAGUCUAGAAAAAAGUGUCUCCUAAAUCUGUAUAUUUUCUCUCAGCACAAUGUCCAAAUAAAGCAUGCAGUGAUAGAGAAGACUGUAUUGAACAAGUCAACAACUUCACCUGCGUGUGUAAGCCAGGUUUGUCUGGACCGUGGUGUGAAACAGGUCAGAACAAACUGUAUACAGGAAUCCAAAUGUCCAUUUCAUACAUUAUAUUUAUUGAUGAAAUGAGAGCCAGCAACUGUAACAAUCCAAAUUAUCACAAUGUAUGUUGUGGUAAUGUUACUUUGACCAUGACACAUUUAUGGUUUAAAAUUUUUUUUUAAAAUCUUUAUUAAAAUGUUCAUAAAUAUUAUGAUUAUUUGAUGUCAAAAAUUCCUUGAUCAUGCAAGCUCUUCCCUCUCUCCAGCUGUAUCAUGUGAGAAGCUAUCCACUCCACAGCAUGGCCGUAUGGAUUGUUCUGGUCUGUACGGGAAUCAUUCCCUCAACUCAACUUGUACAUUUAUCUGUGCUGGAGGUUACAAACUGAUUGGCACACCUGAGCUCAAAUGCAGUUCCUCUGGUGCGUGGAACGCACCUCUACCUUCAUGUGCAGCGGAAUGUUAUCCCCUUUUUUUGUUUGGUGGUGGAUUGAUGAACUGCUCAGAAAGGCAUGACACCAACAGAUCUACCUGUAGAGUUCAGUGUCCACCUGGUCAUCUGCUGCUGGGGUUUGCCAAGUUCUCCUGCAGGGCUGAUGGCACAUGGGUGUCUUCAUUUCCACUAAUGUGUGCAAGUGAGGAGUUUUUUAACAUUGAAAAUUAUAUAAUUUUUAUGGUUUAAUAGAACAAGAGUUUCCCAUUUGAUUACAGUAAAUUGUUGUCCUGUCUCUACUCAGGUUAUGUCAAUUUCCUAAUGCCACUUUUGGGAUGUUUUGUCCUCCUAAUGUUCUGUUGCUGUUUAUUUUGCUGUUCCAACUGCAGAAAGAGUGAGUAUAGUGUAAAGUCUGUCUGUGUGUCUGUCUGUCUGUUUCUAUCUAUCUAUCUAUCUGUCUGUCUGUCUGUCUGUCUGUCUGUCUAUCUUUCUAUUUAUCUAUCUAUCUAUCUAUCUGUCUGUCUGUCUGUCUGUCUGUCUAUCUAUCUAUCUAUCCAUACAGACAGGCAGUCAGAUCAAGGUAAAGUAUGUUUACUGUAAGUUUUCUUGCAAAGGGUUUCUUAUUGUACUUAUUUAUAUUUUAAGUGUGUUGGAAUAUCUCUCUUAUUGCACCAUGUUUCUAUCAGAACUCAACAAGAGACGAUGAAUCGAGCGUAUGAAGCAGAACACACACCACUAGAGGGCCCUGUCUGUUCAGUAUGAAUGUGUCUCAUCUGGCAACAAUAAUGUAGAUUCCACUUAUUCAGAAAAGCUUAAGUUAAAA